This is a messenger RNA of Huiozyma naganishii CBS 8797, 1215 nucleotides long. It is a transcript of the gene BTN2, whose product is annotated as Btn2p. Bases 1 to 1215 code for a protein of 404 amino acids. The transcript has a single exon. The record is from RefSeq and is a predicted model, not a curated record. Lineage: Eukaryota; Fungi; Ascomycota; Saccharomycetes; Saccharomycetales; Saccharomycetaceae.
AUGAUUUACAACGGUUUCAGUCCAUGUAUCUUUCAACAGCCCCCAGUGAUCCCAUCUUCCCUCCUGGAGAGGUGUGCGGUUAAACAGCAAUCGUCUCCCUCGAUGAGAUUGGUCACGAAAGAGGUCGAGGGCGGUCUUUUGUUAACUUUCCAAAAGCAAUUUGACCCAGAAAUAUACCGUGCUGCAGUUAUUAGGGAAUUGCAAAAACUGAGGGAUUCUGUGGAACCAACGUAUCGUGCAGUCACUGAUUUUUUCGGUAGACAAUACUACGUUGCGAACGAGAUCAGCGAACACGAACUGUUACAAAAGAUCGACUUCCCACUUCUGGAACGCCAAAUUGCCAAGCAAUUAUUUCAAGAUUAUUCUUUAGAGUUGUCUCAUGACGGUUCCAAUCUGGCCGUCAGUAGCAAGAGGGACAAAUUGGAGGAGACUUUACAAUUUGAGUUUCCUGCUGAGGACAUUCGUGUGGUAGGUUGUGGUGUACUUGAUGACACCACUGCCUUUUUAAGAGUAGCCGUUGACAGUAAGAACAACGAACUUGAAAACACUAUGAAAGCUGUUCAAAGGGAAAACGAAAGGAUAGCCAGAGAGGAGCAAGAGGAAGCUGCACAGAGAAUAAGGGAGAGAAAGCAAGCGAAACAACAACAGGAGCAACGUUUGAAGAAAGAAUCGGAAGCUAGAGAAAAGCGCGAACGGAUAAGGGUGGAGAAGGAGAAACAGUCGAGGUUGCGUAGGGCAAAACAAGACAGACAGUUGAAGGAAAAGCAUCUUGAGCAGCAGCAAAAGCUUGAGCAACACAAACUUGAGCAGCAAAGACAGCUGGAGCAGCAACAAAGGGAGGAAGAGUUGCAACUUCAAAAGGCACGCGAUGACGAAGAAAGACGAGAAAAGCUUCUAAUGGAGCAACGUGAGUACCAAAGGCAACUGGUCGAGGAGGAGCAGCAGCAGCAGCGCAAGAAGCUACAAGCUUCCGAAGCGCAGCCAGCCACUUCAUCAGCAGAAUCAGUCACAGAGCCCAUCCACCGCAUAGAUAUAAAUUUUGGCGGACACACGAGCUCCCGCCCAGCUUCGCCAAGCAACUCUGCCAUCUCUGAAACACCCAGAAGACGCAGAUCGAGUCCCGUGCUCGAAGACGUCGAUGACGACGAGAUAUCAAGAUACAACCGCUUGAAGGGCCGCCUCCCCACGGGCUCGGCAGUAGUAGAAGAUGUCUGA